This is a messenger RNA of Didymodactylos carnosus, 1116 nucleotides long. Lineage: Eukaryota; Metazoa; Rotifera; Eurotatoria; Philodinida; Philodinidae. The record is from the annotation of a GenBank genome assembly.
AUGGAUGAACGUCUUCAUUUCUAUCAAAUUCCUUGGUCGCAUUAUUGCGAUAAAGUUCGUUGGGCGCUCGACUUGAAGGAUGUUCCCUACGAAGCGAUCAACUAUAAUCUCUUAGGAAAAACGAAAGGUUUGGAACGAGCGCCCAAGACACUUCGCAAACUGAUGCCAAUGAUCGAAGAUCCAAACAGUAAAGACAACACUCCAUUUCGAUGUGAUUCCACGCCUAUUUUACUCUAUUUGGACGCUCGAUACCCUCAAUCGUCAAUGCCUCUCUUUCCAUUGUCGCCACUCGAACGACGUCAAAGUGUCAUUGACAUGUGCCUUCGUCUCGAUUCAGAAUUAGGUCUUUACACUCGUCGUCUAGUCUACGUUCAAUUGAUCAAAGAAAAACCUAAUGCAUUAUCGAUUCUUCUUGGUGAAAAAUUUUCGUGGGCCUACAAUCCUGAUGAUGUUCGUUCUCGAUUAAUCAGUCCUAUUCUCAUUUGCUUUAUGAUCUCUCGCUUCCGACUUCAUCGCAUACGUGAAGAGCGCAUACGAGAAAAAACCGAAUGUAUCCUUUUGGAAAUUGGCGAGCAUUUGCGUACAAACGAUUACCUCAUCGGUCAACAAUUCACAGCGGCCGAUCUAACGUUUUGUUCGCUUGUCAAAUCGCUCAAGCGUGUACCCUUUUUUAGUGAUGAUCGUCGAUUUCGAAUUAUUUUUGAUUAUCACGAACGAAUUCGACAAAAAUACGAUCCGAAAUAUCCGAACAUUGAUCAUUUCGUCGACAAAUUGGCGGAUAGACAUCGCGUACAAGUGAAAAAGAAAGAAAAGAGUUUGACCACUCGCGUCAGAGCAUUCAUUCAUCAAAUUAAUUUUGUUCAGCGAUUCUUUUUUUGGAUCAUGACGAUGGUUGUGAGCAGACUGUACGGAUUGGCAAGUGAUGAACAAGAGACAGUUGAGUUCAAGAUGCCAUCACCGGCACACGACGAGCAACAGCAACAAGAGGCGCUCAAUGAUCAACGAACAGCAAAUGUAAAGUCGACAUGGUCAUUGGUUACAUUUUUCUUCAAAUACCUAUGCCAUUUCGUAUUUAGUAUUCCUGGCCAAGCUGAAUAUUUGAACGGAAAAACAUAA